This is a messenger RNA of Saccostrea cuccullata (small rock oyster), 2702 nucleotides long. Its product is annotated as methylmalonyl-CoA mutase, mitochondrial-like. Gene Ontology annotation, molecular function: methylmalonyl-CoA mutase activity; cobalamin binding; metal ion binding. The record is from RefSeq and is a predicted model, not a curated record. The transcript has 19 exons. Gene Ontology annotation, cellular component: cytoplasm; mitochondrion. Bases 81 to 2333 code for a protein of 750 amino acids. NCBI's taxonomy places the organism in Eukaryota, Metazoa, Mollusca, Bivalvia, Ostreida, Ostreidae.
GCAUGACCUUGAACUCUUUAGUCUUGAAUCGCCUCUGCUCUGGAUUGACAUUUGCAUUUUGAUGGGAUACUGAUAUAAAAAUGUUGCGAUUAGAGAAGCUAUCGCAGCUGAUGCUUCGGCAGAAUCUCCACAAGGGAAUCGCACCACUGUACUGUCGUUGUGCUCACACCAAAGAACCACUGCACCCAGAAUGGAAAGCUGCCGCCUCAAAGGAACUGAAGGGCAAAAAAGACAUAGAUUCUCUGAUCUGGAAAACACCAGAGGGUAUUGAAAUUAAACCUGUUUAUACAAAGGCUGACAUCAAAGAUGUACAGGAUGAGGUACCUGGUCAUUUUCCCUAUACAAGAGGCCCAUACUCCACAAUGUACACAAAUAGACCAUGGACAAUCAGACAGUAUUCAGGGUUCAGUACAGUGGAGGAGAGCAAUAAAUUCUACAGAGAUAAUAUAGCUGCCGGUCAGCAGGGACUCAGUGUGGCCUUUGACCUUCCAACUCACAGGGGUUAUGACUCUGAUAACGAGCGUGUUGUUGGAGAUGUGGGAAUGGCGGGGGUUGCUAUUGACUCUGUAGAGGACAUGAAGCUGUUAUUUGAUGGAAUCCCACUAAAGAAAAUCUCCACCUCCAUGACAAUGAAUGGAGCCGUGCUUCCUGUGAUGGCCAUGUUCAUAGUGGCAGCAGAGGAGCAGGGAGCCAAACAAGAGGAGCUAGCCGGUACUAUACAGAACGAUAUCCUCAAAGAGUUCAUGGUCAGAAACACCUACAUUUUCCCCCCAGAGCCAUCCAUGAAAAUCAUUGGAGACAUUUUUGAGUACACCUCCAAGAACAUGCCAAAAUUUAACUCCAUAUCAAUCUCGGGGUAUCACAUGCAGGAGGCUGGAGCCGACGCUGUGCUAGAAAUGGCCUUCACACUGGCCGAUGGUCUACAGUACAUAAGAACAGGCUUGGAGAGAGGACUGGAUGUAGACAAGUUUGCUCCUCGACUUUCCUUCUUCUGGGGUAUAGGAAUGAACUUCUAUAUGGAAAUAGCUAAGAUGAGAGCUGCUAGAAGACUGUGGGCCACGCUGGUCAAGGAAAAGUUUGCUCCCAAAAAUCCCAAAUCCCUGUUACUUCGGGCUCACAGCCAGACCUCUGGAUGGUCACUGACAGAACAAGAUGCCUACAACAACAUAGUGCGUACUGUGAUCGAGGCUAUGGGGGCAGUGUUUGGGGGGACGCAGUCUCUACACACUAACUCUUUUGACGAGGCCCUGGGUCUGCCAACUCCAUUUAGUGCCAGAAUUGCCAGGAACACCCAGAUCAUAUUACAGGAAGAAUCGGGCAUACCCAAGGUGGCAGAUCCCUGGGGUGGUUCCUAUAUGAUGGAGAGUCUAACUAAUGAUAUUUAUGAUGAAGCUCUGAAACUCAUCAAUGAGAUAGAGGAGAUGGGAGGUAUGGCUAAGGCAGUGGCCUCGGGGAUGCCUAAGUUAAGGAUUGAGGAGUGUGCAGCCAAACGCCAGGCCAGGAUAGACAGUGGGGCAGAGGUGAUUGUUGGGGUGAACAAGUACCGACCUAAAGAGGAACAUCAGGUGGACGUACUGUGUAUAGAUAACAAACACGUGAGGGAGAGUCAAAUACAGAGACUGAACAAGACGCGGGAAAACAGAGACCAGAAAAAGGCUGAUGAGGCAUUAGCAGCCAUCACAGAGGCAUGUUCCAGUAAGAACGGAAACCUUCUGAAGCUAUCUAUAGAUGCUGCCAGGGCACGGUGUACGGUAGGAGAGAUCACACAGGCCAUGGAAAAGGUAUAUGGUAGACAUGUUGCCAGUGAUAGGUUGGUCAGUGGAGCUUACAAGACCGAGUUUGGAGAGGUGGAUGAAAUUACUCGGGCCACACAGAGAGUUCAGCAAUUUGCUGAGACAGAAGGGCGACGUCCACGUAUCCUGGUGGCCAAAGUGGGUCAAGAUGGACAUGAUCGCGGAGGAAAAGUUAUUGCCACAGGGUUUGCUGACUUGGGAUUUGAUGUUGAUAUUGGCCCAUUAUUUGCUACCCCUAUAGAAGCUGCCCAGCAAGCAGUGGACGCCGACGUCCACGUGUUGGGGGUCAGUACUCUGGCCGCAGGACACAAAACUCUCAUCCCAGAGGUCAUCCAGGAACUCAAGAAAAUGGGCAGACCUGAUAUUCUGGUGGUAGCAGGGGGAGUCAUUCCACCUCAGGAUUACGACUUCCUGUACCAGGCCGGGGUCUCCGCUGUGUUUGGUCCAGGUACAAGAAUUCCAGAUGCUGCCAUCAAGGUGAUAGAUAUGCUUGAAAAGAAUACUGACAAUACAGAUAAAGCUAAAUCUGCCACAGGAUGAAACUUUGUGGAGAUAUGUCAAAAAUGACACUAAAUUGUAAUAAACAUAGCUUCUAGCUGUCUUUCUAAAGUGGCAUGAUUAUUUGAGAAGACAACAAUGAAUUGAAUGUGUUGCAGUUUGAACCCUUAUCAUAUACUCUCAAGGAUGAUGUCAAACAUAUAUGGAAGCAUUGUCCUAUUGUUAGUCACUGAAAGGACAUAUUUAUGCAUGUUUGACAAAUUCGUCUUUUGUCAUGCCAUAUUGUGCAUAAUAUAAAAUGUGUCUUCAUUUUUGUGACUUUUUAAUUGUAUAGAACUGAAAAAUUCAAAGCCUUGCCUAAACUUUUACCAUGUUUGUUUUGUCUUUGCAUCACUUUCUCCCCCCCCCCCC